AUCACUUUGUUUGCUGGGGUGAACUGGGGUGUGGUGACAACGAGCGGCUGUUUGUACUCUGUGGCUGCGCGUUUUCUCAAUGCGUAAAAAGGCGUGCGCGUCGCGCAUCUCCACUUUCCGGCGAGUGAGAAGAGGUGGGACCUCGGAAACGUAUUUAUAGCAGCAAUUUGCGAUCAUAAAAAGGUGUUUCCUGUUGGAAGAAGUGAGGGGAUCAUAUUAAACACUGUGUGGACGUCGUUUCUUCAGCGUCGGACAGAGGAGCGAACAGCAGUGAUCAUGGAAUCUAAUGAUGUAAACGCACAUGAACCUGAACUGGUGCCACACAAAGGCAUCAAGCUGAUCGAGGGGACGCAUGAUCCAGAUGAUGUGGACCAGAUUUACAACCUGGAGAUCAGGGACUCGGAUGUUUUCGUCAUCACAUACCCAAAGUCAGGGACAAUCUGGAUGCAGCAGAUUCUACUGCUGCUUGAGUCAAAGGGAGAUGUGACCGCCGUCAGUAAACUCAGCAAAUAUUCCAAUGCUGAUCUCAUCCCCUGGAUUGAGCUGAAGGGCAACAGGCAGGCGUUCAUCACGGCCCCAUCACCCAGACUGAGGGUCACCCAUCUGCAGCACCAUGUCAUGCCCUCUGCUCUGAGCCAGAGGGGCAAGGUGAUCUACGUGGCAAGAAAUCCCAAAGAUGUCCUUGUGUCUUACUAUCACUUCCAUAAGGUUGCAAACAUGUUGGAAACGCCGAGGGAUUUCAGUGACUUCUUUGACAAAUUUAUGAGAGGAGACGUGUUUGGGUGUAGCUGGUUCGAUCAUGUUAAGACUUGGCACUCACACAAGGAGGAUAUGAACAUGCUGUUCAUCACUUAUGAAGAAAUGAUUCAAGACCUGCAGUCUGCAGUGAGGAGGAUCUCUUUGUUUCUGGGUAAAGAGAUGACUGAUGAGCAGCUGGCAAAUGUGGUGAAACACAGCACCUUCAACAUCAUGAAGAAGAUCCCUCAUGCCAACUAUGAACAGGUGCCAGGUGAUCUACUCAACCACCACCAAGGAAGAUUCAUGAGGAAAGGCACCAUCGGGGACUGGAAGAACCACUUCUCUGUGGCCCAGAAUGAGAGGUUUGACGAGGCCUUCAACAAAGAGAUGAAGGAUGUUCCUCUGUCUUUUAUCUGGGACAUCAUGGACAUUGAGUGAUCAGUUUGUUGCUCUCACGACAACAAAGUGAACAAAAAGAAGAAACAGUUGCAACUCCAUGAACUCUGCUUUACAGAAACAGCGUCUGCUUCUCUUUCCCUGUGUAUAUUUUAGCAUCUGAGGGUACAUUUCAAUUUAUGGCAGUUCCCCCCCAUUUUAGUUGAAAAACCUAUGCAAAUCUCUAUUGGGGUAUCUUAUAAUACCAUUGUGAUCAUGGAAUGGCUAGGUUGUGGUCUAACUAUAGCAGCCUUGUUUUUUAAUCAUGUACAUUACAUUAUUACUGCUUGCUGAUACACUGAAAUGUCUUGCAUACCAUUCUCAUAUAUCUAAUUUGUAUUGAAUGAGUUAAACCAUUGGAUGUUCUGUGGAAUCACUAAUAUGGCUGCUAAAUAUAUUGUAUUAGUCUAUAUUUACUUUCACAAACAUCAGAGUGUAUGGAUUAAAAUCACAGUAAAACCAUGUUGUCUCAGUCUGUACAAGAGACCACACUCACUGCUUGUGUUCAAUUUCAUAGAAAUGGGACUUCAAGUGCAGGUGAGUAAAGAGUAAAGAGUAAAGAUUGGUGUUGAAAGACUUCAACACCAAUGACUCACCUCAACAUCAACCUUUUGACUUAGAAUGACACAACAAACCCUUGUAGCCCAAAUAAUCAAAAUGAUGUCGUAACACCUCUUUGUUUCCCUGAGAGCAGAGGCCUGUAUGUCCAAGUUAAGUUCAAUUUACCCAGAUUACAUUUUAGUUAUCAGGCUUCUCUGAGCCUAACAUCAGCCGCCCUGAUAACAUGUAUAUGAUAGGGUAGUUAAAGGGAUAGUUCACCCAAAAAUGAAUAUUUUUAUCUACUCACCACUAUGCCGACGGUGAGGACGUCUGUCAGAAUCAAAUAAUCUUUGUUGAAUUAAAAAUAAAUAAUAUUUAUAUUUCCUUUGCUUGUUAGAAUAUCUGUUUUAAACCAGAGUGGACACAAAUGAUACUUCAGAUUAUCAUAUUCAGACUGAGUGACAAACUAAAACAGAACAUGAAACAUUAAAAACACUCACAAAAACACACAUACAAACAAAUAACUGGCUUUGGACUUGGCACAUCUGCAACCUGACAAAGACAUUGUCUCAGCUGCUUUUAACUUUGUAAUUCCUCAGACACUUAUUAACACUGUAUAUUUGUGUAUAUUGAACAAGUUCACCUGGGAUGUGGUGGUGUAACAGCAAUUAUGAAACUGCUUACGCAACUGAUUUUACAAUGUGAAGUGCAUGAUGAUGAAAGCUGGCUAUGGAAGAUCAAUACUGUCGAGCACUGAAGCUAUGUUCAAUUAUAUUACCAGAUGUAAAUUAUAUAUUUUAAUAAAAUGAGUCUUAUUCAGUUGUUAUAUGACUGUUCGGAGACAAUAAACACUGAUGCACUGAGAA
Hippoglossus stenolepis (Pacific halibut) is the source of this 2579-nucleotide messenger RNA. Its product is annotated as amine sulfotransferase. The record is from RefSeq and is a predicted model, not a curated record. Bases 277 to 1176 code for a protein of 299 amino acids. Gene Ontology annotation, biological process: sulfation. Gene Ontology annotation, cellular component: cytoplasm. NCBI's taxonomy places the organism in Eukaryota, Metazoa, Chordata, Actinopteri, Pleuronectiformes, Pleuronectidae. The transcript has 7 exons. Gene Ontology annotation, molecular function: sulfotransferase activity.